Periophthalmus magnuspinnatus is the source of this 892-nucleotide messenger RNA. RefSeq lists its product as uncharacterized. The record is from RefSeq and is a predicted model, not a curated record. Lineage: Eukaryota; Metazoa; Chordata; Actinopteri; Gobiiformes; Gobiidae. Bases 77 to 892 code for a protein of 271 amino acids. The transcript has 3 exons.
CAAGAAGCUAUGGAUGUGAGGCCUAGAGUUUUCCAGGAUUUUAAGGAGCAACAUGUGUUUAUGAAAGACUAGAGGGAUGUUCAAGAAGAUCAACAAUGUGUUUCGGCCCAACCACCACGCUAACAGGAGCCGCGAUGCUCAAGGAAGGGGGCCCCGCUCUGAGCAGGACUACCACAGCGCCUGCACCGUCCGGCUGGUGCGCAGUACGUCCAUGCUCGUGGUGGGGGAAAGGACUCAAACUGUAGGGUCCACCUUAAAGAGGAGCAAAAGCACCAUGAGUAUCCAGUCCACGCUGUACCUGUAUCAGAGAGAGGAGGACCGUAUCUGGCUCUACUCACAGAACCAAAACUGUCUGGAGUAUCUGGAGGCACUGGUGGCUCUCAGAAGGCAGUACAUCAAGAAAGUAACAGACCUCAAGAGCCAAGAAGCAAAUGAGAAGGCCACAAUCUCCAACAAGAAAAGAUCUGCACCCCCUCCUCCUAAGAGAGAAGAAGAGAGAGCCAGAGCCAAGCCCUCUGCCCCCCCAGUGCCCAGUGAGGAGGAUACCCUGCAGUUCCUGGAUGCCAUUAUUGCCAGCUGUGAUGAUGAGCCUGUCCGCAAACCAUACAUGGAUGAUGGACAUGCAGAUGUGGACUUUAUAGUGGCGUCCAGCUCAGCAGAACAUGACCUCCACUCAAACUGGUCUCUGCGUGUGCCCCGAGGGCCAGGGGGCAGUAAUCAGACUGAAGCAGAUCAACCCUGUGCCAACAACAAAAGUGUCUUAAAGAAGAAGAGUUCUAGUGGUUCCACCAGCAGCAGACUGCAGCUCCAGAGGAACCCCAUCCACCUGCCUAAAGUGGUGCAGAGCGCCUUCCAGACCAUGAGGCUCAAGCCCAGGUUAAAGAAGCAGUGA